This is a messenger RNA of Nematolebias whitei (Rio pearlfish), 2469 nucleotides long. RefSeq names its product sarcosine dehydrogenase (gene sardh). Gene Ontology annotation, molecular function: protein binding; oxidoreductase activity. The transcript is spliced from 18 exons. NCBI's taxonomy places the organism in Eukaryota, Metazoa, Chordata, Actinopteri, Cyprinodontiformes, Rivulidae. Gene Ontology annotation, cellular component: mitochondrion. The record is from RefSeq and is a predicted model, not a curated record. Bases 58 to 2442 code for a protein of 794 amino acids.
UUCAGAGUUUGCAUCGAGGAGCGUUUUCCAGGGCUGUCCUCCCACAUCGAGUUGGUAAUGGCCUUCCUUGGGAGUGCGGUUCGGCAGGUGGGGUCAGCACUGCGGCCUCCUCUCCCCGCUCUUUGUCGGACCAGCGCUCGGUCCUACAGCUCAGAUCCCACCAAGGAAAAAAGCGUCCCCUACAAGAAGACUCUCAAACAGGAGGACGGAGCAUCCUCUGGACCCACUAAGCCUUUACCCCAGUCAGCUGAUGUAGUGGUGAUUGGAGGAGGAAGUCUCGGCUGUCAGACCAUCUACCAUCUGGCUAAAAUGGGCCUGACCAACGCAGUUCUGCUGGAGAGAGACAGACUGACUGCUGGCACCACCUGGCACACUGCAGGCUUGCUGUGGCAGCUCCGGCCCAGUGAUGUGGAGGUGGAGCUCCUGGCUCACACCAGAAACGUCGUCAGCAAAGACCUGGAGGAGGAGACGGGCCUCCACACGGGCUGGAUCCAGAACGGAGGACUCUUCAUCGCCUCCAACAAGCAGAGACUGGACGAGUACAAGCGGCUCAUGUCGCUGGGUAAAGUCUAUGGUAUCGAGUCUCACGUCCUUUCACCUGCCGAGACCAAGGACCUUUAUCCACUGAUGAAUGUCGAUGACCUCUACGGGACCCUGUACGUUCCUAAAGACGGUACCAUGGACCCUGCAGGCACCUGUACCACCCUGAGCAGAGCUGCCAGCGCCAGGGGAGCCACGGUGAUCGAGAACUGCCCUGUGACCAGAAUCCAAGUACGAACAGACGACCUCGGGGUUAGGAGGGUCAGGGCGGUGGAGACCCCCCAUGGGACCAUCGAGACACCUUGUGUGGUGAACUGUGCAGGGGUGUGGGCCACCAAGCUGGGAGAAAUGGCCGGAGUCAAAGUUCCUUUGAUUGCGAUGCAUCACGCCUAUGUGGUGACAGAGAGAAUAGAAGGCAUACAGGUCUCCAAUCUUAUUGUGUCAGGUAUGAUGCUGGGAGGUGGCUGUGGAAGAGAGCUGGCCCACUGGAUCAUACAUGGUCGCCCUGAAAGGGACAUGUAUGGAUACGACAUCAGGCGUUUUCAUAGUUCACUGACAGACAACAAACGCUGGAUCAGAGAGAGGAGCCAUGAGUCAUAUGCUAAGAACUACUCCGUGGUGUUCCCCUUUGAUGAGCCGCUGGCCAGCCGCAACAUGAGGAAGGACCCUUUCCAUCAGGUGCUGACUGAGCAGGGCUGUGUGUUUCAAGAGCGCCAUGGUUGGGAGAGACCAGGCUGGUUCAACAAAGAUGGGCCUGUUCCUGUUAAAGACUAUGAUUAUUAUGGCGCUUACGACAUUAAGAUGAACGUAAACUACAAGUACAACAACCUCCUUGGCAAAGAGUACACCUUCGACUUCCCUCCACAUCACGAUGUGAUUAAGAGCGAGUGUCUCUCAUGUAGAAACAGUGUGGCUGUGUUUAACAUGUCCUACUUUGGGAAGUUUUAUCUCACUGGACCGGACGCCAAGAAGGCAGCUGACUGGAUGUUCACGGCUGAUGUCAACAAGAAGCCAGGUUCCACCGUGUAUACCUGCAUGUUGAACAAAAGAGGGGGUGCUGAGGCCGACCUGACGGUGAGCAGAUUGGAGCCCUGUGCUGCCAACCUGCCCCUGGCACCAGAGUCCAAUGGCGAUGCGUACUACCUGGCCAUCGGAGGCGGUGUCGCAGAGCACAACUGGAACCACAUUAGAACUGUUCUUCAGGACCAAGGCUUCCGGUGCCAGCUGACAGACCACUCAGAAGACAUGGGGAUGAUCAGCAUCCAGGGACCCAAGAGCUCCUCUGUACCCUCGCUGUCAUCCCAGGUGCGAGCGAUGCGCCUGUCGUUUGUCGGAGAGCUCGGCUGGGAGCUGCACAUUCCCAAAGACUCUUGUAUUCCCGUCUACAGAGCUGUCAUGGCUGCCGGUGCAAAGCACGGCAUCAUCAACUCAGGCUACAGAGCCAUCGACUCGCUCAGUAUAGAGAAGGGUUAUAGACAUUGGCAUGCCGACCUUCGCCCUGAUGACACGCCCCUGGAGGCGGGGCUUGCAUUCACCUGCAAACUGAAGAGCUCCAUCCCCUUUCAAGGGCGUGAAAGACUGGAGAAACAGAAGGAAGAGGGGCUGAAGAGGCGCAUCGUCUGCUUCACUAUCGAUGAGAAAGUACCAAUGUUUGGUUUGGAGGCUGUUUUCCGAAACGGUGUUCCCGUUGGUCACCUGCGACGAUCCGAAUAUGGCUUUUUUAUAGACAAAACUCUUGCUUAUGGAUACAUCCGCAACCCUAAUGCAGGAGUGGUGAGUGCCGAUUUCAUUAAGAGUGGCGAGUUCACCCUGGAGAGGAUGGGAGUGACGUACAAGGCCAAAGCUCACCUCAAAUCUCCAUUUGACCCCGAGAAUAAACGUGUCAAAGGGAUCUACGAUUGAAAAAGACCGCAAACGUAGAAAAACGGA